AUGUGCGUUUGUCACGUUUUCCACCAGAGCUAUGGCACAGAAUGCUAUCAAAGCCAUGCAUCAGUCUCAAACCAUGGAGGGCUGCUCGUCCCCAAUCGUGGUGAAGUUCGCCGACACCCAGAAGGACAAGGAGCAGAGGCGCCUGCAGCAGCAGCUGGCCCAGCAGAUGCAGCAGCUCAACAGCGCCACCACCUGGGGCAGCCUGACGGGCCUGGGCGGCCUGACACCGCAGUACCUGGCCUUGCUCCAGCAGGCGACCUCGUCCAGUAACCUUGGCGCCUUCAGUGGGAUCCAGCAGAUGGCAGGUAUGAGCGCGCUCCAGCUGCAGAACCUGGCCGCGCUGGCGGCGGCGGCGGCGGCGGCUGCCCAAAGCUCAGCCACCCCGUCCGGCGUUAACCCCCUCUCCUCCAGCGUGGCGUCCCUGGGGGCGCUGGGCAGCCCAGCGAACGUCUCCGCAGUCCACUGGGGAUCACGUCUUAGUCCCCGGAAGGCCAAUCUAUUAACAGUAGCGGGGACAACGUCUGGAUCCAACGUCGGGGCCAUGAGCUCCCUGACCUCGCUGGGGACCCUACAGGGCUUGGCUGGAGCCACGGUGGGCCUGAACAACAUUAAUGCACUAGCAGGUAGCGUCAAUAUUACUCAAAUGCUCUCAGGUAUGGCGGCCCUCAACGGCGGCCUGGGCGGAGGCGGGCUCAGCAACGGCACGGCGGGCACCAUGGACGCGCUGACGCAGGCCUACUCAGGGAUCCAGCAGUACGCCGCCGCCGCCCUGCCCACCCUCUACAGCCAGUCCCUGCUCCAGCAGCAAGGGGCCGCCGGCAGCCAGAAAGAGGGUCCCGAAGGGGCCAACCUGUUCAUCUACCACCUCCCCCAGGAGUUUGGUGACCAGGACAUCCUGCAGAUGUUCAUGCCUUUCGGGAACGUGGUUUCGGCCAAAGUCUUCAUCGACAAACAGACCAACCUGAGCAAGUGCUUCGGCUUCGUCAGCUACGACAAUCCCGUGUCGGCGCAGGCCGCCAUCCAGGCCAUGAACGGCUUCCAGAUCGGCAUGAAGCGGCUGAAGGUGCAGCUGAAGCGCUCCAAGAACGACAGCAAGCCCUACUGAUCCCUCCCCCGGUCCCCCCCCGCCUCCCCCCUGUUAGCACUGCUAGGAACCCAUCUCCAUGCCUGUUAGCUCAUCGUUUGCCUAGCAUGUCUCCGUGGCGCCAAAAACAAACAAAACACAACACAAAACCACUCAAAAAACAAAACAAAAAAACAAAAAAGAAAAUUGUUCAUCGUCGUCCCCCCGUAAUUGUUUUGUUUUUUUUCAACUGUCUUUUUGUUUCUCUUGUUUUUUUACUGAGCUCACCAGAUCAUAUCCUGGUCGCCGCCUACCGACCAUCUUGAACUUUGAACUGUAAGGUUGACCUUGUAGAUGUCUGUUUGAGUUCUUUUUUCUUUGCAUGUUACCUCAUUUUGGAUGUAUUUCCUGGGAGGGCUUGGUGGGGGGGGCGGGGCUUUUGUGGGAUAGUAGGAUUCACGUGAGAGGUUAGGAUAGGUCAGACGGGGUCGGGAUGGAAACAUGCAUCAAUGUGAAGGGAGGAGGAGAAGAAAAAAAAACAAGUUAAAGCUGCAUUCAUACGAGAAAAAAAAGACUGAGAAUUUUUUACGGACACAAACAACAAAAAUGUAGUUUUGAAGUUAGUACAAAAAAAACAUACGGUAAAAUAUUUUCAUUCAGUUUCAUACCGAUCCAUUUGUUUUUUUCUUCUCUUGCUUUUCUUUGAGUUCAUUUUUUUUCUGCUCUUUUUUUGCGUUUCUUCUUUAUUUAAAGUAAACUUGAAAGUUUGGUAGAGGGACUGGCGAGUGGUCUUGCUUCUGUCACCACUAUAGCGACCUGAGGUCAGAAGCAGCCUGCCGCCAGUUUCUAUAUGGUUAAAAAAUAAGACUACUUCCAAACAGUUUUGAAUUAAAAAAUGAGACUGUCUGAUCAAUAUUUAGGACUCUAUCUCUCAGAGCACUCUCCUAAUGGUUUUUACAUUUUUCAGGCAGUGUAAAGUUUUUUGAUAAGGCCAUUUGAAGUGGCUCGGUUUCUCAUUCAAAGUCUAUAUAUAAAAAAACACUUUUUUCUAGAGUAGUUUAAAGGUAACAAAAAAAAGAAAAAAAAGACAUUCGCCCUGUUUCGGGGGACGGGGGAGGGAGGGGAGAGAUGCUACCUACUUGUGUCGCCUUUUCUGACCUAACUCACAGAUAGACAAUCCGUGGUUUAAAUGCACAUGACGAAAUGACCUAUAUUUUCUACUGUGUAAAUGUAUAGAGAACAAAAAAAAUGAAUCUUAGAUACCUGUAUAACCCAUGUUAACGUCGGUGCUCCUCGUAAGUCAAUUUAGUUGUCGUUUCAUCACCAAGUCUAACAGUCUUAAAUGUCUCCUGUUUUUAAAGACUACAAAAAAAAACAAUUUACUUGAACAAUAGACAAAGCCUUCAUAUUACUAGAAUUGUUCCUUAUUUUACGUUUUCUCUUGUUUUGUUUUUAAAGGAGUCCCUAUUUGCUAAAAUUCUUGUUGGUUAAUUAGCUAUAUAAAAUUCCUAAAAAUAUAUAUAAAUAUAAAUAUAUCUAUAUAUAUAUCUAUAUAUGAUAUGUCAGCUUGUGAAGCAUCAAUGUCAUUAUUUUAUUUCUCCCGUGAGAAAAACAAAUAUUUAGAUGUGUUUUGUUGUUCAGCAAAAUGUCUUAUAAAGAGAAAAAAAAAAAACAGAUCAGUGGAACUUAGUGCCAAAUUCUGAAGGUACUUCCUGCCUAGCGCGUCAGUGUAUUUCUUGUGAAAUUAUUUGAUAACAUGGGUAUUUUAUUAAGUGUUUUGUAUGAAUCACUCAUAUUUAAAAUAUAGAUUUAAAAAGAAGAGUUUGUUAAAUUGCUAUUCUGUGGUCUUGUUGCCUGAAAAUGUCACGUUUGCUUUUUUUCCUCUUUGUAAAGUUGUACAAAUGUGCCCAUGUGUCAUAUAUAAAUAUAUAUACAUAUAUAAACGCACACGGCCAACACCAACACACAAACACACUCUCGUGCAAACCUCACAGUUUACUUUGUUGAUGUGCUUGAGGGCCCCUGAGUGUGAAAGUCUCGUCAGUUAUCGUUCCUCAUCGGGAUUGCGUACGUGCACAAACUCACACACGACCAAAAACUGCACACGAAUACACAAAUAUUUUCAGUUUAUUUUUUUUGAUAACUCUUCAAAGCCUUACCAUGAGUCUUGGCAGUCUUUGUCUUUCUCUCACUCUCGCUCUUUCUCUCCCUUUCUCUCUCCCAGCAAUCUGCUCACUCUGUUUCACUCCUCUAUCACGCUCACUCGUUUGCACACGCGCGCGGAUUGGGAAGCAGAUUUAGAUUCUCUCUAAAACACACACGCGUCAGAGGACCACCGCGAGUCACACACAAAGCCUUAUUUUAGGACAGGCCCUCCCCCUUUGUCCGAGUUUUUGUUCGUUUUCGGAAACACUCCAACGGUAGUCGUCACGGUAUGCCUCGCUAGGUUUUUUUUCGACAUCCUCGAAUGAGUCAGCCUGAAAUAUGUGUGUUCGCUUUAAUGAUGUAAGCACAGGGUAAGACGUUUGCAUUGCUGGAAACAACCAGUAAACAAGCCUCAGUCUAAAACAACUAAAGCACACCGCCUUGAUGGAGAGAGGGGCAUUUUGUAGGCUCCAAUGUCUUUACUUUUUAUUUAGUCGACUGCUUUAGCUGCGUUUCUUCCCACCCCCCCCUCCCCAACCACUUUGUCAUAUAUACAGUAUAUAUAUAUAUAUAUAUAUAUAUAUAUGGUGACUCUUGAAAUUAGUUUUUAACUGUAACACUUCCUCUACUCGAAUGCAGUGGUGCCGUGGGCCAAACCCAGUUGAACGAUGCCCAAACGUGAUGUUUUUAGUGUGUGACAGUUUACACGACACAGUAUUGUCUAGUCCAACUGCCCCCCCACCCACCUGUCCUUCCACCACCACAGUUCCCCUCCCUGAAAGCCUAGUUUACGAUCUGCAAAAAAACACAGUAAAACAUGAAGGCAGCACUAUUUUCUAUAGAACCUCACCACCCGCCUUAACCAGGGAUCUUCGUAACAGUAUUGAAAGAUGUUGUGUGUGGUGUCUGCCCAUGUCUCGUUGCUUUAUAUGCUGUUAUUAAGUGUCCAUACGCCAUUUUGUCCCCACCUGCUAGAAGAAAACAAUAGGCGGCACUUUCCUCAUAGUCAUUAACGGGGAGGAACAAGGAAAAAAAAAUUAAAAGCAGCUUAGAGAGGGCUUGUGUUAUUUAUUUAUUUCUGUUGCUUCGGUUAUUAGAGAUGGUAGAGACGGGACUGUGUGGAGAGACAUAUUAUUGGAAUAGCAACAGGGGAAAUCAAAACCUCUAUUGGUUGGAGAGAAGGGGUCAAGUCUCCAACCUCCAAAAAAAACUGCAUCGGGCGAGGCCAGGAACGAACACAGCCCAGCCUUCAUUACCCACGGUCCAAAGCCAAAAAACAAACAAAUAAACAAACAGCAGGAGAGGUUUUCUAAAUUGCAUCUGAAAGCGAGAGCAGUGCCACGAACAUAGCCAUAUCUACCUUAAAUGAAAGCCAGCCAGGCUUUCCCCUGAUCAAUUAGUAUUAAUAGACCAAUAACUUGUCUGAGAUGGUUUAAAAUGACGUCCCACAAUGCACUGGAAUCCGUCGCAGUGUUAAAACCCCCUCAGAUUGGCCCAGUCAGGGAUUCUUCGGGCGGUGAGAUAUACGAUUGCACUUGAACGGACCACUUACACGCCCCUCACCCGAUCCGACUCACCUCAACCACAUCCCAAUCGUUUAUCUCCUUGUUUUGUUUCUAUCGCACAAUCGUCAAAGCAACAGAGACAGGGUCAAUGCUGUUGACAGCAUUUCUUGAAGAGUAAAAUCGACUCACAACGCAGAACAAGUGACUCGGUAAACGCACGCGCGCGCACGCACGUACACACACAGUCGCACGCGUCUGUUUGCGUCCUUUCUCUUCGUUUUCUUUUUGACGCCACUUGUCACUGUACUCGAUUUGCUGUAAUUUGCCAAAUCUCAGCACUGCACACCGCCAGACGUUCGCGACACGGUGCUGUUUAGUCUGAAGCACCUGUCGUGUUUUACUUUAUUUAUUUUCCCGUGUUGGAGGGAGGGGGGGGGGGGGGGGGGGGGGCGGGGGGUUCUGAUGUCUUAAGCACAAUUGUGUCCAUUGCAGGAAUCGCUGUCGAGUGUUUCACACUUCAGGGGCCGUCAUCGCCGAUGCUUGUUGUAAUCUUUCUAUCGUGUCACGUUUUAACUUCUCCGUUCUGCUAUUUUUCUUUUUCAAUUAGCCUAUCUUAAGUGCUAUUUAUCAAACAAUGGAAAAAUUGAAAGGAAAAAAAAAGAAACUAAAAAAAUGUGUUGUUACUUUGCAUUAUGGCUUACGUCAAGGAUUUCCGGAGGAAAAAAAAAUGUCUGUGCGUUCUUAUCUCUUUCUGUGCCGUAAAAGAGCUUGUCAUCUGUGGAAUUAAUGGAUUAUUUCUUUGUCGUUGUUUCAUUUUUGAUUCUAAAAAGGAUUUCGGUAGUUAAAAAGUGUUGUCUUGAGAGAAGCCAAAGUCAAUGCAUUUCAGUGGAUCCUGUAAGCGUGAUGUAUGUUUGUUUGACAACACUUCUGGAAUCUGUCAUUGGAUGGGAUUUAAAAAGAAAUAGUACAAAACAUUGCAGGCUUUCCUAUUUCUACAACUGAUUGUACUUAUGCAUUUUGUACCAGUGGAACUUUUUAUACUGGAGAUUAAAGGAUGCAACAUAAAAAAAAUCUUAGAAAAAAAAGCUGUGUGGUAGCCUGGUGAUAUGGCCUGAAUCCUGACUGGACCCCCGAGUUUGAUUUCCUGGCUGGCAUCGAGAACGUUGGCUUUUGAUAUAUACAAGAUUUUCUAGAAAAUCUUUGGCUUUAUUUCAUUAACUUUCCUUUCCUGUCACCUGAGUGUUGUUUUUUUGUUUCUAUCUCCCUCCGCCUAUUUUUGGUUUAGUCUCCUCGACUCUCCCCACAAAUAGAGAGAGUAGGCGAGUAGUUUGGGUCCUAUUUCUUUGUUGGAGAAGAGUUUAUAAAUAGUUCUAGCAAGUUUGUCAAUACAACCCGCGGUAAGUUUCAUUUGACUUCUGUAUUGUGUCGUCUACAUGAUAAGACAAUUAUAGAAAAAGAAGGAAUAGAAAUAUUUAGUCACCUUCAGUGGAUUAAUGUAUUAGUUUAAUAAAGAAGAUUUUGUUCUCUCUUUUGGUUUGCUUUUAGCUGUUUAAGAUUUCUCUGGUUUCACUUCUUGUCCUUCUGUGUGAUCUUAACUGUGUAGCUAAAGCGGUCAGAAUUAUUUUUGUAAACGUAUGUUCUUGUGUGAUGCAGUUUUUUGCUUCUGUCCCCUAUAUUAAACCAUUUUUCCUAA
Molecule: messenger RNA, 6406 nt
Organism: Gadus macrocephalus (Pacific cod)
Lineage: Eukaryota; Metazoa; Chordata; Actinopteri; Gadiformes; Gadidae
Gene: celf2
Product: cugbp, Elav-like family member 2
Exons: 10
Coding region: 32-1105 (357 amino acids)
Biological process (GO): mRNA splice site recognition; regulation of alternative mRNA splicing, via spliceosome
Cellular component (GO): nucleus; ribonucleoprotein complex; cytoplasm
Molecular function (GO): mRNA 3'-UTR binding
Source: RefSeq, a predicted model, not a curated record